CGCCUGCAGUAUCAACUCAUCAGCAAAACAAUCCGUUGUCUACCGGAUCUAUGCGGUUGCAAUGAUCAAGGAAGCUACAAUAAGCUACAAUAAAACCUCGCUGUCACUUGCACAUUCCUUAUUACUACUUUGUCGCCAUGCUCAAGUGUCAUGUCUUCCAUUCAGGAUCAGAAAUAUCUCAACCAUGUCUCUUCGGAUCACCAAGGACGUUGGUACGUCCAGAAAUACUGAUUUGAUCUCGAGCCACGACGUGGGAGAAGAUAUUCAGAGACCAUCGAAUCUUUUUGGACUUUCCUCAGGACUAGCCAGGACCUAUCAGGAUACAGAAACUAGGAGUGCUGUUGUGAAAUCAUUUUCUGAUGUUAUUCCUAGUUUCAUCUCACUAAAGAGGACACUGAACAUGGAUACUUUAUGCGAUCACAACUUUUCGCUCUUACCCAUUUGCUGAUAUCAGCUUCAAGUAUCCAGGAUUUCGCAAAUUUCGCCGUGCGAUGCGUUCCGUUACUCAUCGUUUUUCCGGUCGAGGGACAAAAGUUUUACCAUUCUUAUCGAAAACGCGACAGCAAUGGCCAUCUUACUACUGGUGAAGGCCUAGGCCCAUACAUUCAAUUUUAUCCUAUAUCCUUCGAUACGCCUCCCCGACCAUCGCGAUGCGCCUUCUCUGCUCUCAGCAUGAAACAUUACUUUGUUCCACCAUCGUAUCGUUUUUAUUUCCUACUCUUUGCUUUCCUAGAGCAAUGUGAAGGCUCCAUUCUUCUCCUUAU
Serpula lacrymans var. lacrymans S7.9 is the source of this 764-nucleotide messenger RNA. RefSeq lists its product as uncharacterized. Lineage: Eukaryota; Fungi; Basidiomycota; Agaricomycetes; Boletales; Serpulaceae. The record is from RefSeq and is a predicted model, not a curated record. The transcript has a single exon. Bases 62 to 448 code for a protein of 128 amino acids.